AUGGAUAACAACAACAACAACACAAACAAUGCAAAAGCAUUAAUACUUGUAGAUAUUCAAUAUGAUUUUAUGGAAGGAGGAUCAUUACAAGUGCCAAAUGCAUCUGAUAUAUUGGAACCAAUCAACAAACUAUUAGAGAACAACAACCAACUCUUUGAUCUAGUAGUACUAUCUCAAGAUUGGCAUCCUCAAAAUCAUAUAUCCUUUGCAUCGAAUCAUCCAGGUGCACAAUGUUUUGAAACUAUAGAUAUCCAACAACCACCACCACCGCCACCAAGAUCAACAACAACAACAACAACCAUUGGUAAAAAAGAUAUAACAAUGAAACAAAUAAUGUGGCCCAACCAUUGUGUUCAACAUAGCAAAGGUAGUGAAUUUCAUCAACAUCUAUUACGAUCGAGCAACAUCAAAGAAGUAAUAAUUAGAAAAGGAAUGAAUGUAAAUGUUGAUAGUUACUCUGCCUUUCAAGAUAAUGAUGAUCAAUACAAAACAGAAUUACACUCGACACUCGUUCAACACCAUGUAAAAGAUAUCUAUGUUUGUGGAUUAGCUACAGACUAUUGUGUAGGAUAUACUUGUCUUGAUGGAAAACAAUUGGGAUACAAUGUAUAUCUCUUGUCCGAUUGUACUCGAGGUGUAUCAGAUGAUAGUACAAAUGAAAUGUUGUCAAAACUUGAAAAUAAUGGAGUUUUGCUAAUAAAAUCUACCGAUCUUUAA
This is a messenger RNA of Cavenderia fasciculata, 717 nucleotides long. RefSeq names its product nicotinamidase (gene pncA). Bases 1 to 717 code for a protein of 238 amino acids. The transcript has a single exon. NCBI's taxonomy places the organism in Eukaryota, Evosea, Eumycetozoa, Acytosteliales, Cavenderiaceae. The record is from RefSeq and is a predicted model, not a curated record.